Molecule: messenger RNA, 2311 nt
Organism: Arachis ipaensis
Lineage: Eukaryota; Viridiplantae; Streptophyta; Magnoliopsida; Fabales; Fabaceae
Source: RefSeq, a predicted model, not a curated record
AAUAAAACCCCUUCCCCAACAAAUAAAAACCCGAACCCAGAAACCCAUUACUGCUGAAACUAACGCGCCCUACCACCAAACCCGAAACAAAGAUCUGUGCUCUGGUCCAGGGAUUUCUCCGGCGACGAUCUGCUCCAGCGACUGCUCCGGCGACGGUCUUCUCAGUGGCAUUAUUCUCCGACGAGAUUGUGUGCUCUCUCCAACGAUGAUCUCCUCUGGCAGGUUCUCCUCCGGCGUCGCGUUCUCCUCCUGCUAUAAUCUCCGUGUAAGAGCAAGUUGUAGAAACUUCAUAAAACUAUGAGAUCUGUUGCGCAAGUGUUUCCUCCAACGAUCUUCUCCAGCAGCGAUCUUCUCCGGUGGUGAUCUCCUCCAUCAAUGCAUCUCUUCCAUUAAUGAGAUCUGUUGCGCAAGUGUUUCCUGCGGCAUCGAGUUGUGUUCUGCGACUUCUCCAUCUCCAUCGAGCUUCGUUGAGCAUCUAGGUUUUCGAUUUUCUUCACUGUCAGAAGAAAUUGGAGGACGUGAAGCAGCUACAAGAAGUGAAGAUUCUAGAAACUGAAAGCAAAAGGAAAAGCACGGAGUCUGUUGUGUAUGUUGAGAAAUCUGAGGUGUGCGAAGAGGAAGAUGUGUCAGAAACUUAGUCAAAUUCGGGGAUGGAAACUCGUACGGAGUCUCAAAAGCACUGAGUAGGUUGGUGCUGCUUGAAGUGGAGGCAAGAGUGUCUGAGAAGAACGUCCUCAUUCGGAUCCACUGUGAGAAACACAAAGGAGUGUUGAUGUACAUUCUCAAGCUCAUUGACAAACUCCAUCUCUCUGUUCUUAACACCACUUCCUUGCCUUUUGGAACCUCCAUUGUUGACAUAACCAUCACUGCCAAGGUGAUUAAUGUUUCGUCACCCAAUACUCCUGGCUUGCGCAUGCUUCAAGGAAGAAAGCAAUUGAAGGAUCUUGUGAAGAAGGUACAAGCUGCUUGUGAUGAAAUGCAAUGGGGGUGACGAGGGUCCACCUCCGUUGCUGGUAAAAAUUGCUCCAGAUUUGUCAAAAGACGACCUUGAAGACAUUGCUGCAGUUGCUGUGGACCUUAAUAUUAGUCUAUACACUUUGAUUAUAUCAAAUACAACCAUUUCCAGACCAGAUACUGUUAGUAGCAAUCCAUUAGCUUCAGAAGCUGGUGGGUUGAGUGGGAAGCCUCUUCUUGAUCUCUCUACCAAUAUCUUGAAGCAGAUGUAUAUCUUGACACAGGGCAAGAUUCCUUUAAUUGGCUGUGGGGGCAUUAGCAGUGGUGAGGAUGCAUACAAGAAAAUAAGAUCUGGAGCAACUCUUGUUCAGCUAUAUACUGCUUUCGCUUAUGGGGGACCUGCACUUAUUCCACAAAUGAAGGUAUUAAAAGUUGCACAUGUUCAAGAUUGGGGUAUAUGUCUACUAAAUUUUUGUCUUUACAUUCACAGAUUUUGCUACCAUUUGGCUUAGAUAAGUUUUUUAUCACCAGGGAGAGUAUUGACAUGUAUAUUGAUAUGUCUUCUAGUCAAGUGUUCAUCAUGUAUCUUUUGUAUUAUGUUCUUUCUCUCUAAAUACUUUUCACUGCUGCAUCUAACUUUCAAAUUUCAAUACAUAUCAUUAUAUCAAUUGCAAAUUAUGUAUUAAUUCUUUCUCAUUAAAAUCUUCUUUUAAACUCAAAAAAAGAAAAAGUAAUAAUUAAGCUAUUAUAUUUUUAAACCCCACUUAUUGCCAGCUUAUUAUAUUUCUAGUAAUAUGGCAUAAACGUGACAUAAGAGUGUUUAUUCAAUAUUAGUCACUACCGAAAUACGAUUCUUUAUUAUUGAUAGUGUUGACAUUAAUAAAACCAUUAAUUUAAUAAUUCAAUGUGUUUAAAAAAAUUCUAAUUCUUUCUAUGUGGCUAUUUAUCAUUCUCUAGUAGUGAAGACUCUUUCUUCGUGCAACAAUCGAUUUCAAUAAGCCUAGCUACUUGGAGAAAUUAAAUUAAAUUCAUAAUAAUUCAUAAUAGAAUAAUGUACACAUAAUUAAUAAUGCAUCUAUUCUAUAACUAUAAUACUAAAGAAUUAAACCUAUAACAAGUAAUUUCAAUUCAGUCAAUAUUAUAACAAGUUGUUGGAUAUAGAUUUCAGACAUUUUUUAGUUGAAUUUUGAAUUUUUUUUAAUUUUGAAUUUUUUUUAUAUUAAAGAUUAGCUACAAUAUUAAUUGUGUAAUGUUGGCUUCAAUGUUAUGCAAUAAUUAAGAAAAAUUAUAUUUGCAUGAAGACAUUGGCUUGCCCUUGCCAAAGGUUGCUAGUUCUAGCCACAAACGUGACAUGAGA